Messenger RNA from Trichoplusia ni (cabbage looper), 10921 nucleotides. RefSeq names its product protein furry (gene fry). Gene Ontology annotation, cellular component: cell cortex; site of polarized growth. NCBI's taxonomy places the organism in Eukaryota, Metazoa, Arthropoda, Insecta, Lepidoptera, Noctuidae. The record is from RefSeq and is a predicted model, not a curated record. The transcript has 59 exons. Bases 323 to 9565 code for a protein of 3080 amino acids. Gene Ontology annotation, biological process: neuron projection development; cell morphogenesis.
ACCUCUAAAACGGUAAAGUUAAAAGUGGUUAUCACUUUUGGUUGCAUAGUACAUAAAUUAGUAAAGCAAAAUGUCAAAAAGUUAAUUUGCUAAGGUCUGCGUGAUUGAGAUUAUUAUUAUCGGAUUUCUGUUUUCAAUCAAGUUUAGUAAAACGGGCUACCUAUUUUAGCGGUUGUAGAUAUCAGCUGUGUUAUGGGGUUAUGUGUCGUAACUGUAAUUAAUUGACGCAUUACAGCUUAAAGGAAUGAUGAGAGAAGAUGGGAUCAUUGUCAUUGAAGUAAAAGAAGUAAUAUAGAGCAGCGGAAAAAGGAAAUAAUUCAAUAUGAUGACAUCAGAGGAAACAGACUCUCUGGGCACUGCCCCAUCAGAUGGUCAUCCUGAAGAUAUGUCAGCUUCAGGUACAGAAGAGGCUCCAUCAUCAAUGGUAUCCAGUGAAGCAGAAUCAGAGGGUAGUGUUCUAUCUGAAGUCCGGCACGAAGGUGAUGUGAAUCCUGUAAACAGCGACAGCUCGUUUGCUGAGCAUACGAAUACCCAGCACGAGAGGGCCAUGCCACCAAUAGCCGACUGGAGGGCAGUCGGGUCCACUGUCUCUUCAUUUAUGUCUAGCAGAGGCUCAAUGCUGCCAUGGGGUCCGCACAAGGGCCCAUCAGUCCCAGCUGCCGACUCCGACUUACGUCCUGGCGAGUAUGUCAUGAGGCUACUCUUCACAGAGUUCACAGUACAAGCAGAAAGGAAAAUGGAAGCUGUCAUGGCUGAACCACUGGAAAAACCAUUAGCUAAAACCCUACAGCGUGGGGAGGAUCCCCAACUUGACCAGAUCCUUCAAGCCUUUGGAACAGUAGCAGAACAUUGCUUGCCUUCACUGCUGCGAGCCUUGUUCGGCUGGCUAGAGCGACAAAUGGCUGACUCGCCCCAACUUAGCGAACAGGCUAAGAAACCACACCAGGACCUUCGUAACAAAAGUAUUAUCUACAUAGUGUCUGGCAGCGGAGCUGGCACGGAGACGGUAGAGCGCAGUUGUGAGGAGCUGCAAGCCGAGCGCCGAGAUCUGGCGGUGGAGUUUCUCUUCUGUCUAGCGCUCAUCGAGGUGCUGAAGCAGCUGCCCUUCCACCCCGGCCACGAAGAUCUCGUGCAAUACAUUGAGAAUGUGGCUUUCAAACGUUUUAAUUAUAAAGAAGGACUACAGUCGAACCCAAACGCGGCGAAUGUUCACCUAAUCGCGGACCUGUACGCCGAAGUGAUUGCCGUGCUCGCGCAGUCUCGCUUUGCCUCGGUCAGGAAGCGCUUUACAGCUGAACUCAAGGAGCUAAAAAGCCGCGAGCCGUCGCCGCACACGACGCAGAGCAUCAUCUCGCUCCUCAUGGGCAUGAAGUUCUUCCGCGUGAAGAUGGUGCCCAUCGAGGAGUUCGAAGCGUCGUUCCAGUUCCUGCAGGAGUGCGCGCAGUACUUCCUCGAAGUCAAGGACAAGGACAUCAGGCACGCCCUCGCUGGACUCUUCGUUGAGAUACUCGUGCCUGUAGCUGCUACUGUCAAGAAUGAAGUGAACGUCCCUUGCCUGAAGAACUUUGUGGAGAUGCUGUACAGCCACACGCUGGACGCCAGCACCAAGUCCAAACACCGGCUGGCGCUGUUCCCGCUCGUCACCUGCCUGCUGUGCGUCUCGCAGAAGCAGUUCUUCCUUGCUAACUGGCAUUGCUUCCUCGCUAUGUGUCUGUCGCAUCUCAAGAACAGGGAUCCUAAAAUGUGUAGGGUGGCUCUUGAAUCCCUGUACCGUCUUCUCUGGGUCUACAUGAUAAGAAUCAAAUGUGAAAGCAACUCUGCAACUCAGUCGCGACUACAGAGCAUCGUCAACUCAUUGUUCCCGAAAGGCUCCAAAGGAGUGGUCCCACGUGACAUGCCACUCAACAUAUUCGUAAAGAUCAUACAAUUUAUCGCCCAAGAACGUCUGGAUUUCGCGAUGCGAGAAAUCGUAUUUGACCUGCUCAUGGUGGGAAGGCCUAUAAAGAUUAUAUUGACCCCGGAAAGAAUGUCGAUAGGUCUCCGAGCUUUCCUCGUUGUGGCUGACAGUUUGCAGCAGAAAGAAGGAGAGCCUCCGAUGCCCAGGACGUCAGGAACCUUACCAUCGGGAAAUACUCUGAGGGUCAAGAAAACUUUCUUGAACAAAAUGUUGACUGAUGAGACUGCGCGGUCCAUUGGCAUGAGCCCGUAUUUUCCGUACGUGCGGCGAGUGUUAGUGGAGAUAUUGAGAGCUCUAGACGCGCACUACGGCAGACCGCUGAUGCUUACAAAUACACAAAAUGUUACCAAAGAGCAAGAGAUCAACACAGGGGAGAGGAAACCGAGAAUCGAUUUGUUCCGGACCUGCGUUGCUGCUAUACCAAGACUGAUCCCCGAAGGCAUGGGUUCCAGUGAGCUUGUUGACCUGUUGAGUCGUUUGACGGUUCACAUGGACGAGGAGCUGCGAGGACUAUCAUUCCAGAGCCUUCAAACACUAAUUGUGGAUUUUCCCGAGUGGCGACAAGAUGUCUUGGCUGGCUUCACACAGUUCUUAGCUAAAGAAGUACAGGACACAUCACCACAACUAGUAGAGAACGGCUUACGAAUGCUGCUGCAGUUACUGACUAGCUGGAAGAAUGGCGAGCCAACAGCGAGCGGAGUGCCCACCAAGCAGGAGCCGCUAGCGUCGGUCAUCCGCGGCGCGGAGGCGCUGGGACUUGUCAUGCUGUGUCAGUGCAAGUCCUACCCCAGGAGGCUGGCUGUGCAUGUACUCAGGGAAGCCAAAUACCUACUCGAGAAGCUACAACUGACCCGCGACGAGCCAGCUCUGAUAGACGCGGCAGACGCUCACGUGCCCCACUUCGCGGAGAAGUGCUUGCCGCUGUUGCCACCAGCCGAAAAGCAGGCGAUACUAGCGGCCGGCCAGCCAGACCUGGUCUGGAUCGCCGAGCGAAAUCAUGCCGUAUGGACUGCUGGUAUCCAACACGAUGAAACGUCAACAAAGAACAGCUGGAGUGGAAGUUCUUCAAACGGCGCCGAUCCUUGGGAGGUGAUCUUAUUCGGGCUGUUAGAGCGCAGUCGCGUUCCGGCGCGGUGUCCCUCCACAAUACUCCAAGCUUGGCCCAUCCUGCACGCCAGGAUACAUGCACUAUUUACAAUCAUAGAACCAGCGCCUGUCAAUGACAAUCGAGCUUCACUCCUCUCACGUACCCCGGCGUUGCCGCGGAAACCGGAGAAAGAACGAGACGGAUACAUGCAAGUGUGGAAAUACUAUAUGACUAUGGCCUAUUUAGUUGUGCCGGCAGUGCCCAGCCCGGUCAUACGAUGCGCUAGCCCCGAUCUCAGUCUGAGUAGCACUGAGGCGGAGGGGUGGGUCGGCCUGGCCACGCUGAGCUCGUCGAGCGAGAGCCUCAACGCGCCCGGCGGCUUCUUCACGCUGCCCUUGAGCUAUGCGCGCGCGCACAGACAACACAAACGAACGAGCUCGUCCCCGGACUCGCUGAGCGAGCGCAGCGGCGGCGAGGCCCGCGGGGCUCAGGCGUCGCCGGGCUCGCUGCACAAGCUGGCGGUGCCGCUCGCGCGCUGCGAGGUGCCCGAAGUGCGCGACGCCGCCGUAGCCGCCUGCGGGAACAUCAACCCCGACUCGCUAAAAGAUUUAAUGGAGGAACUACUCCCCCUUCUCCGGGAGGCUGUGGACCGUAAGCAAGAGAACAUGCGCCGGCGUCGACGUCGUGACGCACUCAGACUGCACCUCAACAAGAUGCUGUUGCUGAUCGCACAGAAGAAAACCUUCGCGAACAGUGCGUUCGCGUUGGAAGGCGGAAGCUUACACCCCACGCUGACGGAGUACUUGGACGGCGUACGCCAGUGCCUUGAGGUGGAGGCCGAGAAGGACGCGCCCGCCGCGCGCGAGCAACGCAUCACAUUCGCUGACUUCGUCACUGAACUCAUCAAGAGCUUCUCCUUGGAGAUGUACGGGUCUCUGAUGAAGAAAGAGCUGCUCCGGAGCUUGUUCUCGCUGUUCUCGGGCUGGUGCGGGCCACUCGCCAAGCAUCUCGGCUCGCUAGUCCCACAGCCCACGCAACCCGAGAACGAUGACAGGCUUAAUUUGUCCGCUCUUAGAGCCAUGAGUGCCCUGGUGUGCUGCGGGCCGUGCUUCGCUCCAAGUGCGCUGGCUGAAGAUGGCUCUCUCUACCCCUGGCUGAGCGAAAUGCUUUCCUCCACCAACGAUAAGAUAUACGAGUUGGCUCGAGAGACGAUAGUCCUACUGCUGGACUGCAACCCGGACAUCGGUCCCCUGCUGGACUGGACGGUAGACAAGUGCUUCACAGGCACGCCGCGGGUCGCCGACGGAUGCUUUAUGGCUCUGGCCACUAUAUUCAGCGCUCGUAUGUGUUCCGGCAGGGAGUACCCGUGCGACCACUACACGGCUAUCAUCAACGUGACGCUGAUGUGCACGGGGAGCCCGCGCGCCCCCGUCCACGAGAGCGCGCUGCAGCUCCUGCAGCUGCUCGACAAACGCUUCUUCGGCAGCGUCGGCCCGCUACCCUCCGAUGACGAUGCUGGUUCGGAGAAAGGGCGCGGUACGCUGGACGCGCUGCUGUGUACCACCUACUGCCGCUCGCAGCUGUACCUGUCUCGCCAGCUCUCGCAGCUGCACCCAGAACUCACCAUGCCCAUGUUCUCAGAAAUCACGGCUCGUUUCCAAACUGCCCGAACGGAAGUCCGUCAACUGUUGCUGCAGUACUUGCUGCCGUGGCUGGUGAACAUCGAGCUGGUCGACCCCAACGUGCCGCCAGCGAACCCGCUUUCCUACAUACAGUACUACGCAUCGGAGGCCGGCCGCGCCGGGCGCCGCGAGGGGCUGGGCUCCGCCGAGGCUACGGAGAUGGUACUCAACAAUCUGUUCUAUAUCACGGCAAAGUUUUCGGACAACCAUCCGAAGGAAAUCGAAGAGUUGUGGUCGACGCUGUGCGCGUGCUGGCCCAACAACCUCAAGGUCAUCAUCCGGUACCUCAUAAUCGUGUCCGGCAUGGCGCCUAACGAACUGCUGCCCUACGCUAAACGCGUGGUGCUGUACCUGGCUCGGUCGCGGCCCGAGCGCUUGCUGGACGAGAUGAUGACGGAGCUGCAGACGGUGGAGACGCUGAACUGCCUCAUCGAGCGCACCGAGACGCCGCCCUUCUACCGGCUCACAUCCAUGAGGAAGGCCACCUCGGGACACAGCGACGGACCCUGCACUGGCUCGCAGGACGCUACCGGCCGGACUGGCGAGCUCGCACCCGUCGAGAAAGGAACGAUUCACACAAAGAGGCACAGCGGCGAAGAUCCCGCUAAAGCCAGCGGUGCCAAAGCGCCAGAGACGCCGAGUGCACGCGGGCAAGACAAGCGAUCCUCAGCACCUCCUUGCUCCACGCCGCCGGCUGACGAAGAGCCCUCGCCGCCAUCCGAUGGCGACGCCACACCGACCGGCUUGUGCCCGGACACGGGUAUAAUGCCGCUGGCUGGCAGCGCGCCGGCCACCCCGCAGGACACCCGCAUGGACGUCCCUCAGCCGCGACCUCUCCCCAUGCCAGAGUACGGCGGCUUCUUCGCGCUACUCACUGAGUACCUGCCUGACACCAGCCAACCCAUCUCAGGGUUUCACCGGUGCAAUGUGGCUGUAAUGCUGCUGUGCGAUGUGGUACUGGACGGCGUCGAGCUGGACUGGUCCAUCCACGUGCCUCUCAUGCUACACAUUGUGUUCCUCGGCAUGGACCACACCAGAUGGAUAGUUCACCAGCACUGCCGGCAGCUGCUGCUGAACCUGCUGGUGGCGGUGGCGGCGCACCACGACCACCUGACGGUGGCGCGCGUGCUGCUGGCGAGCCGCUCGCAGCAGCUGGGGCUCGGCAUCCCGCCGCCCACGCUGCCGCUCGUGCCGCACAACUUCAUCGAACCCGACGCGGCUUUCGACAGCCACCCCCAGUGUGCGCACUCUCCGCGGUCACACGCUCGCUCUUUGAGCUCCGACCCACAAGUCACGCCCGAAGGUGAAUGUGACAACUAUCCGUCGCUGCCAGUGAUAGUGACUGGCGAGGCUGAAACGGAGACAGCGCCCGCAGAGCCCGCACCCGAACCCGAGUCCACCGAGCUGCCCGUGGCCGACGUCAUCAAAUCCCUUGUGCAUUUCCUUGCCAACCGCCCGACGCACAUGCCACUCUGGCAAUAUGAAGACAUCACCGCUAAAGUGUGGACACUGCGGAGCUGCCAACAAAUGGCAACGCUGUUGCGGCACGUGCUGCGCGUGUUCCGCGAGUCUCUGCCACACGCGCUCAUCUCCGAGCGCUGGGCGCAGACCGCACUGCAGCUGGGCCUGUCCUGUCCCUCCAGGCACUACGCUGGCAGAUCGCUGCAGGUGUUCCGCUUUAUCGGCGUUGCUAUGACUGGACGUAUGGUCUCUGAUAUUCUUUCCCGCUUGGUUGAGACCGUGGCGGAACAAGGCGAAGACAUGCAAGGCUACGUAACUGAACUUCUCCUCACUCUGGAGGCCGCUGUGGACUCGCUCGAGUCUAACUUUAGGCCCCUAGACUACAUGCGAGAUAUAUUCAAGUCGACGCCUAAUCUUAACAACAAAGAUGGUGGGCAGCCAGUCAAUGGAAGUCCUUAUACUGCUGGCAAGCGCUCGCCGGGCGUAUGCGUUGGCUGUGUGUCGAACCACACGCGCAGCACCAGCUACUCCGUGUCUUACUGCCUGCGUAAGAACAACGCGCCACCGCCCAACAACGAAAAGCCACAGCACGAACGCGCUCGGCCCUGCAGCGAAGCGGCUAAGGGUGUCUGCUCCAACCUUUGCCGCUCCCGUUCAGCGCAGUCACUCAAACUGCUCGGCGAUAGCGCUACACAGCUCCCCACUGCAUUGCUGCAGGACGACAAGCUGACGAUCCUGGCCACCCUGUUCUGGGUGGGCGCGUCGUUGCUAGAGUCGGAUUACGAGCACGAGUUUCUGUUGGGCGUGCGUCUGCUGGCGCGCGUCAUGUCGCGCUUGCCGCUCGACCGGCCCGACGCGCGCGAGCGACUCGACCGCACUCAGGCGCAUACGUCACCGUCGCUGCACGCACUGCUGCUGAAGGGUUGCACCCAUCCCAACACGUACGAGCCGGUGGUCGGCGUGUUAGUAGACAUGAUCCCACUGCUGGAGCUGCCGGUCAUCGACCCCACGCAGUCUGUUGCCUUCCCUAUGACGGUGGUGGCGCUGCUGCCCUACAUGCUUCUGCAUUAUGAAGACGCUAACGAACUGUGCGUGCGCGCCGCCUGCCAUAUCGCACAGUUCACAGCCGAGAAGAGCAAGAAGUUAGAAAACCUGGGUACUGUGAUGACGCUGUACUCUCGACGCACGUUCAGCAAGGAGAGCUUCCAGUGGACCAAGUGCGUCGUCAAGUACCUCUGGGACACCUACUCGCAUCUCUCGCAGCAGAUGCUGGCCUUCCUCGUCGAGGUUCUGGAGAAGGGCUCGGGCAACCUGCAGCUGCCGGUGCUGUCCAUCCUGCACUGCAUGCUGUACUACGUGGAUCUGAACGCGCCCGCCGCUCAGCCCGUCAACGUAGACUUACUUAGGGCCGUCGCCAAGUUCAUCGACGUCACCGUUCAAGACAGCAACAACUACAAAGAAGCAAUGAAGAUUCUGAAACUGGUGGUGACACGAUGCUCGACCCUCGUUGUACCUCCGUACUGGGACAACCAUGCCUCCUCCAUCCUCGACACUGAGCUACAUGGCAAGAAAGAAUUGCCGGGACGUACUAUGGAUUUCACCUUUGACCUUUCGCAAACGCCAGUAAUAGGGCGCAAAUAUCUUCCAAAAGCCGGUAGCCAACCAGCGACUGGGCCGAGCUCGCUAUCGAACGCUUCUACUACCACCCCAGAUAAGGGUUCGUCAACGUCGCAGUCGGGCUCGGCGUCGACAGUGGUCGGGCCCGACACCGGCGGCGGCCCGAGCGGCACCGCUCCGCAGAGCGCCGCCUCGCCGCGCCGCUCGCUCUCGCUGUCGCCCGCGGACGCGCUCGCCUCAGGGUGGAAGAGGCCCUGGAUGUCGCAGAGUCGAGUCCGCGAAUGUUUGGUGAACCUUCUGACGACGUGCGGCCAACGUGUCGGCCUUCCUAAAAGCCCAUCUGUGAUCUUCAGCCAAAGCUCAGAGUUGCUGGAGCGAGAGUCUUCGAUGGCGUCCUCCCUGGAGGAAGUGUCGGGCACUCCGGGGAACGAGCCCUCCGGGGGAGCUCCUCCCACCGACCACUUUGGGGUCUUUAAAGACUUCGACUUCUUGGAAUAUGAGAGCGAGAGCAUUGAGGGCGAGAGUUCUGACAACUUCAACUGGGGCGUGCGCCGGCGGCUGCCGAGCGAGGAGCGCGACGAGGGUGCCGGCGUGGAGCGCAGCCCGCCGCCGCAGCUGCCGCGCGCGCCCGACACUCACCCCGCCGGGAAGCCGAGCACUCAUGAAGAUUCCUCGGACGAGGAAGGCGGGUGGGACGACGGCGCUAGCGGGUCGCGCGGCGAAGGCGACGCGGUCACAUCGCACGAGCUUGUGCUGCGACCGCGCACGCACUCCUUCUCAAGCGCUUCUAGCGGGGAACCUGACGGCGACCGCGGCGACGUGACGCCGGUGCCGGGCGCGACGCCGGUGCUACGCGACGCGUGGCGCGCCUCCGUGGCCGCGCUGCUGCGACACGCUGCGCUCAUGCCGCCGCUCGCGCUCGUACACCGCCUGCACACCGUGCUCAAGGAGGUGACGUGUAAGACGGUGUCGCUCUGCGCGGACAGCGGGCUGGGAGCGGGCGCGCCUAGUGCGGGCGCGGCUGGGGGCGCGGCGGGCGCGGCGGGGCCGGGCGGGGCGGGCGAGCUGGCAGCCGUGCUGGACCGCGCGGGCGCUGAGGAGCCGCCGUUACUCUGGGUGGGACCGCAGGCCGCCGACUGUGCCCGUGUGCGGGAUGCUGUACGAUACGCAGCUCUGGAAAUCAAUGAACACCUUGAAACUUACUUUGAUCGCAGGGAACACGCGCUGGAGGUGCUGGAACUAUCUCGGGGCUCCGACGAACUCGGCCGAUGCCUGUAUAGGCUUAUCUUCCAACUGCUCCUUAUAUUGGAAACUAAUAAUAAAAUGAUAGUUGCGGUAUACACAGCGGCCCUAGAUAACAAGGGUGUGGAGAUGAGCGGCGCGGUGUGCGCGGUGCGGCACCAGCUGGCGGCGAGCGCGGCCAGCGCGGCGGGGGGCGCGGGGGGCGCCGACACCUGGCCCGAGCACUCGCCCGCGCCCCACGACGACGCGCGCCUUCUGCAUCUCAUACAGCGGCAGAAGUGGGGCGCUGCGCUAGCGUUGGUACGUGAACGUAAUGCUGAACGCAUUCUUGAACGAGGCGAGCUUCCAGAAGAUGAUGUCACCACCUUACUGCACGUAUAUUGCAAAGGUCUAGCCCAAGCGCAACCAGACAUGGUGGCUAUCACACGGCCAGUGCACGAGCUGUCGCAAAAUUUAUCAUUUAUGAUGGAGAGCCUGUACAAAGUAUCGGUGGCUCUGCAGCGCCAGGAGUACGGCUGAUAAGUCUGGCCGCGGGCACCCGCACUCCGCCGCACCAACGCAACGCCUCGCCCGAACUGACUACAUACAACAAGAACAAAACUAUUUCAAUAAUAACUAAAUAUUUAUAAUUAUCUCAACUUUACUGUAGUAACUAACUAUUGAGUUUUAAAUUUAAGGCCUUGUGUUACCACUGCAGAAGUUAAUAAAAACAUGUUGUGAUCAACUGCAACAAAAAUAAAUAAGUAAGAUGGUACUCUUAUUAUAUGUACAGGACUAUGUUUGUCCACAUUGUGAUAUACUCUUAAUCUCCUCGAAAAUAAUCGACUUCAGUUGCAAUUAAGAACAAAACAGAUAAAAUAUGUCGUCUUAAUAAUACUGAUGGAUAUAUAUUUGAAUAUUCUUAACAUACGACUAUGAAAUCAAGUAGUAUAGAGUAGAAUAACGAAUUUAAUAAAUAACAGGGUGGGGCUAAGCCGACACUUUGUGGAAUUACAAAUACAGGUCAAUUUGUACCCGUUAGUCUGAAGAGCUUAUUGUAUCACAUAUAUUUUGCUGUUUAGUCUGUAAUUAGGCAUAGUUCUUCAUAUCACUUUUAUGAAAUAAUCAAACUUGAACAAUUUGCGGCGGCGUAGCGGAUUUAAAUACGGAAAUAAAAUCACACUAAUUAUUUAAAUUAAUGAAAAACAGUAUACUAAUAUUUAACGUACUAAGUUUUCAAGAUAACUGAUCUCAGAUAGUGUAUAAUAAAUGUGCUUAGGAAAUACAUAGGCAGUCGCUCAAGGCCACAGCCGCACUAUAAACCAAAUAUUUAGUAGGCUUUGCGUCUUUGAGCGAUGAUGAGAUGUCGAUAGCGUCGAGAAUCCUUCAAUGUACUAGGAGUUAAUGAACGACACCUUUGUAUCUCAGCACAAUGUAACUGUGUCCGCGUAGAGUGUAGCCCGCGCACCCGUGGCGCUGUCGCUUGCAGUCUGCCAGCCUGCCUGCUUGCAAACACUCAAUCUACGUUGUCUACCUUAUAAUUCAAUAUUGUAAUCUUUCACAAUUGCAUAAUAUUUAUAGUUUUUCUUUAAUCAUUGUUUUGUGAUACGUUUGCGUUUUUUUGUAAUAAUGUUGAUGACAAUAUUUAUUUCUUAGUUUAUAUAUUUGACCGAUGAACUUUGUUUGUGUUAGAUAUUUGAUUACAAAAAGGAUUUGAUAAAACAAAGUAUUUAAUCACAAUUAAAUUUGUAUUAAUAACAAUUAUAUAAUCAAAUGAAUUUCAAUGAUCCUUUUCAGUCCAGAUGUAUCUAACAAAAACAAGGUUUUGAUAAUUGUAAUGUACUAAUUUUACAUAACCAAUUGUAAAUGUAUUGAAAUAAAUAAUUAAAUUCUUAA